AUGACUUAUUGUCCUAAAAAGCCGUCUUCAUCCCUUGGGAUUGCACGACUCCUACGGAUUGGUCUCCCUUUGAUCAUGGUGAAAGUCCAUAAUGGAGUUUGGGUCAGACGAACCCCUCCAAACCUGGAGGAAUAUAAGCUUAACAGGGAUGGGUCAGUUCAGAAUAAUAUAUGUAUAGGUAAGCUCUUCUGUCUAAUGGAGAACAAACAAUUCAAGGGAUUGGAUGAGAACCGGAACUGGGCUGCCCUAGGAUGUGACAUACUAGUGAAAAUGUUCAUGUCCCUUAGCACUACGGAUAUCGUCUUGGGCAUUUUUGAAGAUAACUACCUCACUGAAAUCAAAGUAAUGAACCCUUUUGAUUAUGAAUCUGCAAAUACCUUGUUUGGUAAUCUUCCUCAACUCAAAGUUUUAAGUCCGAGGUGCACCAUAGUUCCCAAAGAUGCUUUCAGAAUCACAUUGAUGAUCUUCGAUUUUCUGAAGGUCGAGAACAUAAGUCACUGUCUCCUCGUAGAUACAGAUAUAAAUGAAUGCUUAACUAGAUUAUCCUGGGAGAAUGAUUCUUCUACUCUUGAAAAAGCUUCACGGCUUGAGAAGUUGGUGUCGUGUCAGGAUUAG
Dovyalis caffra is the source of this 615-nucleotide messenger RNA. NCBI's taxonomy places the organism in Eukaryota, Viridiplantae, Streptophyta, Magnoliopsida, Malpighiales, Salicaceae. The record is from the annotation of a GenBank genome assembly.